Molecule: messenger RNA, 2082 nt
Organism: Eufriesea mexicana
Lineage: Eukaryota; Metazoa; Arthropoda; Insecta; Hymenoptera; Apidae
Gene: waw
Product: Translation factor waclaw
Biological process (GO): positive regulation of translation
Cellular component (GO): mitochondrion
Molecular function (GO): GTPase activity; mitochondrial ribosome binding; GTP binding
Source: RefSeq, a predicted model, not a curated record
AUGAAAUUAGAAAAAUUUAUUUAUCAUAUGUGGCAUCCUUACAAAAAUUAUAUUUUUCAAACAUGCAUAAGCAAACAUUUAUAUCAUUUUAAUAAAAUUUACUGUACAAACUCUCAAUCAGAAGUUAUUAAAGAAUAUGAAAUACCAAUAGAAAAUAUACGUAAUUUUAGUAUUAUAGCACAUGUUGAUCAUGGCAAAAGCACACUUGCUGAUAGACUUUUGGAAUUAACAGGUGCAAUAAAAAGCAAUUCUGGUAAACAAGUGUUAGAUAAGUUACAAGUUGAAAGGGAACGUGGAAUUACAGUUAAAGCUCAAACAGCUUCCCUUAAUUAUAUGUAUAAAGAAACCAAAUAUCUUCUUAACUUAAUAGAUACACCUGGUCAUGUUGAUUUUUCUGCUGAAGUGUAUCGUUCAUUAGCUCCUUGUCAAGGAGUAAUUUUAGUAAUAGAUGCAAAUGAUGGAAUACAAGCUCAAACUGUGGCUAACUUUUACUUAGCCAAGAAACAAAAUUUAAUUAUAAUACCAGUGGUCAAUAAAAUAGAUUUAAAAUUUGCUAAUCCUGAUAGAGUGAUAAAUCAAUUAGAAACAUUAUUUGACAUAAAAAGCUCAGAUGUUUUAAAAAUAUCUGCUAAAUUAGGUACUGGAGUACCUAAAAUUUUAGAUGCCAUAGUUGAAAAAAUUCCACCCCCUGAUGUAUGCAGAAACAAACCAUUUAGAGCAUUGAUAUUUGAUAGUUGGUAUGAUAAAUAUAAAGGAUCUAUUUUAUUGAUAUAUAUUAAAGAAGGAUUUUUGUCUUUAAAACAAAAUAUCACUUUAAUGUAUUCUAACAAAUCUUAUGAAGUUAGAAAUCUUUCAUUAUUAAGACCUGCUGAAGAAUAUGUAAAUAAAUUAUUUGCAGGUCAAAUAGGAUGUAUUUCGUGUAACAUAAGAUCUUCCAAAGAAAUAUUUAUUGGAGAUACAUUGCACAUGAAAAAUCAUAUCACAGAACCUUUAUUAGGUUUUAAAUCACCAAAACCAAUGGUCUUUUCAGGUGUAUAUCCAAUUGAUCAAUCACAAUUUAAAACUCUGCAAAUUGCUAUUGAAAAAUUAACAUUAAAUGAUAGUAGUGUUUCUAUAACAUCUGAAACUAGGUACGUUUCUCAAUAUUUUACAAAUCUAUUAAUAAUUUAAAUAAAAAAAAAGGUAAACUACAAAGUAAUAGAUGUAUUUCGUGUGUACUUAAUUUAUCUAAUUACAUUUCAUUUAACAUGUUUUUAUUUUAGUGUAGCUCUUGGACAAGGCUGGAGAAUUGGAUUUUUAGGUUUGUUACAUAUGGAAGUAUUUAUGCAACGACUUGAACAAGAAUAUAAUGCAUUAUCAGUUGUUACAACACCUAGUGUUACAUACCAAGCAAAAAUUAUUGGCAAAAAAAAUAUAAAAAUAUAUAAAGGUGAUAUAAUUUCAUUCAAUAAUGCUGCAAAUUUUCCUGAUCCGCAAAUUGUGGAGGAAUUUUAUGAACCUAUGGUAUUAGGAACUAUCAUAACACCAACUGAAUAUUAUGGUGCAGUAAUAUCUUUAUGCAUUGAAAGACGUGGAGUAGAACAAUUAACAAAAGAUAUUGGGCAUGGUAGAACAUUGCUUCAAUUUUUACUACCACUAAACGAAAUUAUUAUUGAUCUACAUGAUACACUAAAAAGUGUAACCUCAGGAUAUGGUACUUUUGAUUAUGAAGAACAUGGUUAUGAAUCUACAAGUAUUAUAAAGUUAAAUAUAGCUUUAAAUGGUAAAGUAGUGGAAGAAUUUAGUACUAUUGUACAUAGUAGCAAAGUUCGUAAAACAAGCAAACAGAUAUGUGAAAAAUUGGUAAAUAUUCUCCCACGUCAAUUAUUUGAAAUAGUAAUUCAAGCAGUAGUUAAUGGAAAAGUAAUUGCAAGAGAAACAUUAAAACCAUACAAAAAAAAUGUAACUGCAAAACUGUAUGGUGGUGAUGUUACUAGAAGAAUGAAAUUAUUAGCUCAACAAACAGAAGGAAAAAAAAAGAUGAAAAUGAUUGGAAAAAUAUGUGUACCACGAGAAACAUUUAUAAAUGUUCUUAAGAAAUAG